GUUCGAACUCCGCUCCGCCAAGGUGAAUGGUGCUCUGGUGCCACGUCUUGCACUUGCAUUCAGUCGGGUCGUUAUCGACAAGCUGGACCUUCGCUUUCAAGACUCGUCAUUUAGCUGGCUGUACAACACGCUCGGCUAUCUUUUCCAAGACGCCGUACGAGACUAUGUAGUUCAAAGCCUUGCGGCCGCAGUGAACGCAAACAUUGCCUCGCUGCUGGAGCCGCUGAACCGAUAUUUGCACCCCUACUGGCCUUUGGUGCUCUCCACGGUCGCCAUCCCACUGGCGGAGCUGCCCCAGUGCGGCACAGAGGAGUAUGUUGUGGAGCUGGGCCUAGAGACGGAGGAACCGAUUGGCUGCGACUUUGUGGACGCGGACGCGGGGCGAUCCAAAGCACACUAA
Messenger RNA from Symbiodinium sp. CCMP2592, 400 nucleotides. The record is from the annotation of a GenBank genome assembly. NCBI's taxonomy places the organism in Eukaryota, Dinophyceae, Suessiales, Symbiodiniaceae.